This is a messenger RNA of Bombus terrestris (buff-tailed bumblebee), 2888 nucleotides long. RefSeq names its product zinc finger protein 37. The coding region runs from base 252 to 1787 and encodes 511 amino acids. Gene Ontology annotation, biological process: regulation of transcription by RNA polymerase II. Gene Ontology annotation, cellular component: nucleus. The record is from RefSeq and is a predicted model, not a curated record. NCBI's taxonomy places the organism in Eukaryota, Metazoa, Arthropoda, Insecta, Hymenoptera, Apidae. Gene Ontology annotation, molecular function: RNA polymerase II transcription regulatory region sequence-specific DNA binding; DNA-binding transcription factor activity, RNA polymerase II-specific. The transcript has 5 exons.
GGCAUAGGACGCGGCGUACGUUACAAUGUGUCGUCGUUCGACAAGUAUUAUCUAAUUUAAUUAGCCGUCUCGUGUUUUCUGUCGAUGUCUCGUCCGGAUAUUAGUUUGCGUUUCCACAUGUACGAAAUAUGAAACUAGAAACGUAAUAAUUGAAUUGUUGGUUCGUCGCUCACGACGAAAUACUAUAGGUUAUAAACGUUCGCGUGUUUUAAUUGGAAACGCGCGUACCUUUCGAGUCUAUUCGCGGUAAAAUGGAUUUCUCCGGAAACAAUAUGACCCACGGUGCGCUCCCGCAAUUUUCGGAAUUAACGUCUCGAUCGAGCACGGUUUCCACAUCGAAAUUCACCAGCAGUGAUAAUACUCAAGCGGAACAAACAACUGUUACUACAACCGCUGCUGGCCUGAAUCAAACAAAACAAAAUUUAUUGAUGAAUUCAACGAACAAGUAUGCAGCACCGAUAUUGGCAUGGCCGGAUCCAAAUACUUUGAUGCAGCUUUGCGAGAAGCAAGGCAUUCAAACAAUUAACAUUCCUAAUUACAAUCAAAAUAACACAAUACUCAGUGUCCAAUCGAAUAGUUUACCAGUAAGGAUUAUACCUAACGUAUACUUGCCAUCAACCUCACAAUCGGACGUUAUAAAGCAGGAGUUAGAUACAAAGACUGAAAAUGAAAAACAAACAUCUACAAUGCAAGAUUCUCAAGUCCAACUUCAGCAACAAAGUGCCAUGGCAGAGUAUUUUCAAAAGUUGCAAGCUACUACUCUUCCAUUAACAUUGCAGCAAUUGAUUAAACUCCAAACGGAGCAAGUGAAAAAAGAAAAGACUGAAGAAGAGAAAGUGGAGCACACACAGAAUAAUAUUCUCAACAUUCCUAGUGUUCCAGUAUUUAGAAAUACUCAUACACAAAAUGGAAAUAACACCUUCAUAAAUUCAGAUCAAUUGAUAGUGUCCAUAAAUCCUAAUGACCUAAAUAUUCAAGUAGAAAAUCAGCAGGAGACUGAGAAUGCAGUACAGACUAUUAAGGUUGAACAGCAAAUACAAACUGAUUCGCCAAAAACUGAGAAGAAGAUGAAAUUCCGGGCGAAAACAGGAGAAAUAAAAAUCAGUGUUGCUUUGGAUGGUUCAACACUUUACUGUUGCCCAGAAUGUAAUUUAGCAUUUCCGGAUAAAACAGAAAUUGAACAACAUAUACAAGCUCAUAUACAAGAACGCAAGUAUCAAUGCAAAGAAUGUGGCGCCAUGUUGAAACGAAAGGAGCAUCUCGAUCAACACAUGCGUGGCCAUUCAGACGAAAGACCAUUUAAGUGUCCAGUGUGCCACAAAGCGUUUAAAAGAAACGAACACCUAACGAGGCAUUACGUUAUUCAUUCUGGUGAUAAGAAUUUUUCGUGUUCGGUAUGUCAGAAAGCCUUCUCUAGGAAGGAUCAUCUGAACAAACACACUCAAACGCACUUAGGAAUUAGAAGAAACCGAACGAAGAAGGAUUCGUUCUUCGUGGAGCAAAAGGAGUCUUUUGAAAAAGCUACUGAGGUUUCCACGACGCCUAAACAAGAAGUGAGCUUUGUUUUAAAAGAUGGGGGCUUUGUGAAGCAAGAGCCUAAUUUUCUGCAAUAUAUACAGAAUCUUCAAAAGGAUCAAAAUCUGAUCCAUACAUUCUCCUCGUUUAAGGAGCAAGCAACGGCCGUAUUGCAGCAACAGGCAGUAAACAUGAACGAGAUUCUGCCUCAGAAUACAAGAUUCGGAGAAGUUCCCAUUAUUUUUGACUCACUCGCGACUCAUUUUUACUGAAACUCACACCAUUAUCCACGAAAGAGUUUAGUCACAUUCUUCAUUUCAUACAGAACAAAUUUUCCAAAAAAAAAAAAAAAAGAACGUGUUUGUUGCACGCUGGAUCUUUUAUAUUUAUUCGAUCAUCUUUUAACUAUGUAAUAAAAAGGAUAUGAUAAAAAAUUGCUCAAGAAUAAUUUUGAAAUGGAAACGGUAAAUUGUCGAAAAAUUAAAGUGAAUGAAGUUUUACGAAACCAGUUUUAAUUCGUCUUUCAGCUUUGAUAAAAAGAAAACUUCUAUAAUGGGACAGUCUUUUAAUAAUAUGACAACAUAGUUUAACUAUAAAUUCUAUGUCUUUUCCAUUAUUUGUUAGAUAAAUUUCAAAUACAUUUUGAUCUAGUUUCUCUUUUACAUUGACUGGUUUUUUGGCAAUUUACCGAAUUAUCUAUGGUGGAACAUGCUUUCAAACAUUUCCACACGCUGUAGGUUUUGGAAUAUGUGAUUACAAUUUAAUUAUGACUAACACCUUUGAAAUGUCUGCUAGAUACACAUGAGAUUAGAGUGAAUAACUGCGGAUGGCGCUAAAGAUAAGACUAAUAACCCGGUGUAAUAGAACCAAAGAUCUUCGUGAGAAUAGCAGUAUUUUGUCUCUUCCUCCUAAACUUCUUUCAACUUCCUGUUUUACUUAGCCCUGGAUGGUAAAUAGUUAAAUAUUCUCCUAAAUUUUGAUGCAGUUUUACUUACGAUACAGUGAUGAAUAAUAUAAUUCGUUAAAAAAGAAAGGAAUAAUGCGCUGUACAAAAUCUAUCAAUAGAAUUCACUGUCCUGGGUUACGAAAACAGCGCUAAUGUUUCCACUAAAGUUAAUGAAAUAGUACGUAAGUUUUCGAUGUCCACGUAUGUGGCCAUUUUUCGUGGGCAUCGUAUGUAAGAUGAUACAAUAACGAAAUAUUUUAAAAUAGAUACGCGUUUGCGGCAAGGUGUUACUCCUCGAUCUAUUGUUAUGUAUAGUAAUACGAUGAUUGCCAAAAAAAAAAAGAAAAGAAAGAAGAUGAACGAAGAAAAAGUAACACAUGUAUUUUUCAAACCAAGAUAUUUUUGAAUAAAAUAAGUGUAAAGAAAA